Molecule: messenger RNA, 3876 nt
Organism: Ostrea edulis (European flat oyster)
Lineage: Eukaryota; Metazoa; Mollusca; Bivalvia; Ostreida; Ostreidae
Exons: 5
Coding region: 195-2594 (799 amino acids)
Molecular function (GO): protein binding
Source: RefSeq, a predicted model, not a curated record
GGUUCUGCGCACAUAUCAUAACAGGCCGGAUUGUAAAUCGAUGGAGGGAGAAAGAUGUUCAGAAAGUUAGACAGAUAUUUGAAUAUUUUCAGCUAUUAGAGUGACUAUUGCAUAUCUAAUUCAGUAGCAUAAAUAGAAAAGAAGCAUUGCAGAAGAGUAUUGAAACAUUUGGCACAUUUGACAAAGUCCUCAGAAUGAAUUGCUACCAGAAAUUCUACACUAACCAGAUACAUUCCAGUUCCUUACUAUGUCAGCUGGCCACCAUGUGGAAGAGCCAGGUGCUAUGUGAUGCUGUAAUCAGAACUGGGUCAGUCGUUACAAAGGCUCACAGAGUUGUUUUAGUUGCUGCUUGCCCUAUGCUGCAGUCAAUGGAUAAUGCCUCAAUGGGUUCUCACUUGGAAGUUCGCUUAGCAGCCGACAUAAAACAAGAUUCCAUUAAUACGUUCCUACAAUAUUUGUACGAGGGAUUCAUGAUGCUGACAGAAGAAAAUUGUCGAGAUGUAGAGAAAAUAGCUCGACUCCUACAGGUGGACAGUGUCAUCAAGUGUUGUGCUGACUUUCAGAAGUGUCUUAAUGUUGCAACAGGUACCCCUGUACCAAUGGAUAGCCAAUACAAAUACACAUCUUAUGAUAUGCUUGAAUUCCGUCAUGUCCGAUCAUCGGGUUUGCAAAAGAGUGUUAACAUGAAAAGAAUGUCAAAUUUCCCCCGUCCCCCAAGUCCAGGCAGCAAGAGGCAGAGAUUGGGUAGACCUUCUAGUCCACAUAUUGAUUCACAUUCCUCUAGUCACAGAGCUGACGACACAUUAUCCAUGGCCCAUAGUUACCGUUCAAACCAGCCUGAUCCAUGGGAGAGAGUUCCACGUCUUGGGUCAGGCACACGACUUCCUACACAGCCAGGAGUCAUUGAUAUAGUAGAAGACUGCCUAGAAAUCAUUCAGACAGAAGAACCUGAGAAGGAUGCUAGAGGUAACACUAAGCCAGAUUCCAGACCAAAGCAAAAAUCUGUCUCCAUCGGGGUGUCCAGCCAAAUGAACACUGCCACUGAUGUACAUGUUGUGAACGUUACUGAUUCAGGUGGUUCUGUUGGACCGCCAAAGCAGGCCACCACUAAUGGUUCCCGUGGUUCCAUUACAGUUAAUCCUCUCGCUAUGUUCAAUGAUCCUCCCUCUUCACAAGGAGGCCAGAGGCCUGUAGACAGCUCAAAUGAUGUCCAAUUUUCACCAAGAUCAAAUGAGUCAGAAACAACAAGAAAAGAAAAUUUUGUUCAUGCCAUGACACCUCCUCAACAGCCAGUAUUCCCUACAAUGACCCCCCUCUCCAGAACUAGUAAUAAACCAUUUGCUGCAGGAAGUGCCACACAGGUUCCCACACCUGAGAGUGGUGCUAAGAGCCAUGGGGAGAGUGAAGAAGGAGAUCAAGUGCAAGAGCCAGGGAACAAGGUUGAAUCUGAGGAACUAUCUCCAGCUUCCUCUGCUGAUAAAGCCCCGGAUAUUAGUAUAGUGAAAGUGGAAACUGGGGACGGACCCACAGGUGGUCUGGAUAUGUAUGUGGACAUGCAUGAAGAUGGAAUGAUACGAACAAAAGUUGGAAUGGAGGAUGGCAUGGAAAAUGAAGAGGAAAGUGACCCUGAACAUGAUCAAUCCCAAGAACUUCGAGACGACAUCUCCAAUGAGGCUAGCAAUGUUAGUGGGGAUCAGAACAACUCGUGGUACAUAGGACAAUUUAAGGAGUGGCUUUUUCACAAUGGGUACAGCACAGACUUUGAAAUGGUUGACGCAUCCAAGUUAGAUAACAUUUUGUGUCACUUUUACGGAGACACUGCGUCCAUUUCCAAGUAUCCUCUGGGGAUGUUUCCGACUGUGUUGACACUUCACCUCAGCUCUUCACCGUUUUAUCGCAACAUCGAUGUCGAAAAUGACGCGGAAUUCAGAUCAUCAAAUAGUAUGAUUAACAGUGUUCCGGUUUAUCUUGACGAUGCUGAAAGAAUGGAAGUUGGCACUUCAAACAAUUCCAUUACUUUCUCCGAUUUGAAGAAAGUGUAUGCGUCGCCAGAGUUGGGAUUGAAUGAUCGCCAUACAUUGCAGAACAAAGUAUGGCUUGAUAUCAAUUUAUAUUUUGGAGGCUUUACGCGUCAGUUACUGCGAAAUAUGUCGAAGAAAACGUUUCAUUGCUGUACAGAUCUGAACACGGGAAGAAAAUACUACAAGAUACAAGACCCAAGAGUCGCUCUACAGAUGACUGCUAGAAUGUACGAACAGACGGGAAAUCCCCUUUGUCCUGUUUACUCGUUUGAGUUAUAUUUAUCAAAACUCCACCCAGAAUCUCACGUUUUCUUUCAGCAACCAACAAGUUAUGAGGAAUUUCAUAAAACAGGUUGUUGGUAUUCAUGCAACCCAAUUGGCAAGAAUAAUCAGAGCCGAAAAUUAACAAAUAUCUGUCGAAGUGUAGGGAUUAGACUAAAUUUUCGCAACACAUCAAUUCGACAUCUUUGCAAAAUGAUUCGAGACAGAAGCCCCGAAUAUACACCCUCGUAUAGUGAUAGGCUGUUUCACAUUCUGACUACUAGUGACUUGGAUCCAGUUCUGAAAUCAUGAUUCGUCUUGCAGACACUACGGUGUAUAUAUAGACUGUUUCUUCCAAUACAAUACCGAUCCAGUCAGGUGCUACCUUGAUAUUGGCAUGUCAGCACAAGGAUCAUUUUGUUGUUGUGUUUCUUUGUUUCCUCUAUUUAUGCCCCCCCCCCCCCCCCCCCCCGAAAUAUGGUGCAUAUUGUUUUGCACCUGUCGAUUGUUCUGUAGAUUAAGUCUUGUCCGCUCAAUAUCUUAAUAACUCUUUGCCUGACAGACAUUAAACUUGGUACAUUGGUACAUCUUGAGGAGAAGAUGACUCUUAUUGAUUUGAGGUCACAUGGUCGAGGGUCAAUCCUUCUGGACAUUGGAAUAUACUUAUACUGUCUGCUCAAUAUCUUGAGAACCCUUUCCUUGACAGACAUCAAACUCGGUACAUCGUAAGGAGUAGAUGAACCCUAUUGAUUUUGGGAUCGCAUGGUCAAAGGUCAGGGUCAAACUAGACAUAUUAAUACAUUAUCUUCUGUGUAUUUUGCUUGACAGACCUCAGUCUUGGUAAACUGGUACAUCCUAAGGAAUUGAUGGCCCCUAUUGAUUUGGAAAUCGCAUGGUCAAGUUUCAAUCCACUUUGGACAUAGGAAGAUAUUGUCCGCUCAAUAUCUUGAGAACCCUUUCCUUGACAGACAUCAAAUUUAGUACACUGGUACAUCAUAAGGAGUAGAUAAAGUGGGGGAUCAAACUGGACAAUGAUAUAUUGUCUCCCCUCUAUGUUUUGAGAAACAUUUGCUUGAUCGACACCAAACUUUGUACAUCCUAAGGAGAAGAUGACCCCUAUUGAUUUUGAGGUCACAUGGUCAAGGGUCAAUCCACUCUGGACAUAGGAAGAUAUUGUCUGCUCAAUAUCUUGAAUUGUUUUGACACUACUGUCAAUCAAAUGAUACUUUGUGGCAAUCUGUUUAAAACCAGAUCUUCAAUCCGCUCCUUUAUUGGCCAUGUCGUGUAGAAGCGACAUGGCUCAUAGAGGAGCGGAUUGAAGAUCUGGUUUUAAUCAGAUUGACUUUGUGGGUAACCCUUUUAAAUUUUGCACCAUGGAGGGCAUACAUGUUUCUGAAACAUUUGUUGUUAUGCAAGGUAACCUUUUAUUUCAAGAUUAACCUAAUCAAGGUUUUUAAUGUAUAAAAGAUGCUACCUUGAUUCUGGCAUGUUAGAUUUUACUGUUGUGUUUCUUUGUCAUUUAUUUAUAUGCAAAGUUAAUCUUUUUGAUUAACUGAAUCAAGGUUGUUAAUGUAUAAAAUGUUUAGCAUGGGUC